AUGGCUGAGGAACGCACUCUUAAGGAGUAUUCGAUCCCUUCUUCGGAUGAGCCAUGCACUAUUAUAGUCUACCCAACAGUUCAAGGUAGCAACUUCAAAAUAAAACCUGCACUACUUAUUCUGGUGCAACAAAACCAGUUCUCUGGAUCACCUUCCGAGGACCCAAAUUUACAUAUCUCAACCUUUUGGAGACUUAGUGUAACUUGCAAGGACGACCAAGAAACCGUCAGGCUACAUCUCUUCCCUUUUUCUCUAAAAGAUAAAGCCAGCAAUUGGUUCAACUCUUUGAAACCUGGUUCCAUUACCUCAUGGGACCAACUGAGGCGAGAGUUCCUUUGUCGUUUCUUUCCCCCAUCCAAAACUGCCCAACUUAGGGGAAAGCUUUACCAAUUUACUCAAAAGAACGGGGAAUCUCUUUUCGAUGUGUGGGAACGUUUUAAAGAAAUACUUAGACGUUGUCCCCAUCACGGUCUAGAAAAAUGGUUAAUCAUCCACACCUUUUAUAAUGGUCUAACAUCUAGCACUAAAUUGACUAUUGAUGCAGCUGCAGGUGGUGCCCUAAUGAACAAAGACUUCACAACAGCUUAUGCGUUAAUUGAGAACAUGGCUCUAAACCUCUUCCAAUGGACAGAAGAAAAAGCAACCAUCGAUCCUUCACCCUCUAAAAAAGAGGCAGGUAUGGAUGAAACCUCUUCCAUUGACUAUUUAUCUACCAAGGUGAAUGCAUUAUCUCAAAGACUUGAUCGCAUGAACACACCUACCUUCUCACCUCCUUGUGAAGCAUGUGGCCUAUCUAGUCAUUCUAACACCGAUUACAACCUAAGUAGUGUUGAGCAGUUAAAUUUUGUUCAGAAUGGCCAAAGACUCCAAGAGCUCAAGGAUCAAACUAGACUUUUGAACAACUCUCUUGCUACUCUCACAACAAAGAUAGACUCCAUCUCCUCUCACAACAAAAGUUCUGAAACUCAGCUCUCCCAGGUAGUUCGUAAAGUUGACCACCCCAAUAAAAUGAAUGUUGUUACACUUAGGAGUGGUAAGCCACUCGAAGACCCCAUAAGGAGAACCGAGACCAAUGACAGUGAGAAAGAAAUCCGCGAACCACCAUCUAGGGAAACCAGGGCAGAAAGAGAGGAACCACGAGUUGAGGAAAACACGCCACCUCCCUUUAAGCCAAAAAUCCCCUUCCCACAAAGGUUUGCCAAAUCAAAGCUCGAUGAGCAAUUCAAAAAGUUCAUGGAGAUGAUGAACAAAAUAUAUAUUGAUGUGCCAUUUACCGAGGUCCUAACCCAAAUGCCCACAUAUGCUAAAUUUUUGAAAGAAAUCCUCUCUAAAAAAAGAAAGAUUGAGGAAAGUGAGACGGUUAACCUUACGGAAGAAUGUAGUGCCAUCAUCCAAAAUAAAUUGCCACCAAAGCUUAAAGAUCCAGGUAGUUUUUCCAUACCCUGUGUCAUAGGGUCGGAAGUUGUGAAGAAAGCUAUGUGUGAUCUAGGAGCCAGUGUCAGCCUAAUGCCCUUAUCACUUUAUGAGAAGUUGGGAAUAGGGGAACUUAAAUCAACAAGGAUGACCCUACAACUAGCAGACCGUUCUGUUAAGUAUCCAGCUGGAAUCAUAGAAGAUGUCCCCGUUAAGGUAGGAGAGGUAUAUAUCCCCGCCGAUUUUGUUGUGAUGGAAAUGGAGGAAGACAAUCAGGUACCAAUUCUUUUGGGAAGACCUUUCCUUGCCACUGCAGGAGCUAUCAUUGAUGUAAAAAAGGGUAAGCUUGCCUUCAAUGUAGGUAAGGAAACUGUUGAAUUUGAACUUGCUAAACUAAUGAAAGGUCCCUCCAUUAAGGACUCUUGUUGCAUGAUAGACAUAAUCGACCAUUGCGUGAAAGAAUGCUCUUUAGCAUCAACUACACAUGAUAGUUUGGAAGUAUGCUUGGUUAACAAUGCAGGUACAAAAUUGGAAGGGGAGGCAAAAGCUUAUGAAGAACUGUUAGAUAGAACUCCUCCAAUGAAAGGUCUAAGUGUGGAGGAGUUAGUACAAGAAGAACCAACACUUCUACCCAAGGAGGCACCGAAAGUAGAACUCAAAACACUUCCAUCAAAUCUAAGGUAUGAAUUCUUGGGCCCUAACUCCACUUAUCCUGUUAUUAUUGAAAAAAUGCUACCUCCCACCUCAGUCAAAGAAAUUAGAAGUUUCCUAGGACAUGCAGGGUUCUACCGUCGUUUCAUCAAAGAUUUUUCAUCAAUCACUAAGCCGCUAACCAGCCUGCUUCUCAAGGAUGCAGACUUUACCUUUGAUGAUUCUUGUUUGCAGACAUUUUGCAGGUUGAAGGAAGCACUAAUUACCGCCCCAAUCAUACAACCACCAGAUUGGAACUUGCCUUUUGAAAUAAUGUGUGAUGCAAGCGACUAUGCGGUUGGGGCAGUAUUAGGUCAAAGAAGGGAUAAAAAGAUGCAUGCCAUAUACUAUGCCAGUAAGACCCUAGAUGGGGCACAGGUAAACUAUGCCACGACAGAAAAAGAAUUGCUAGCAGUUGUCUACGCCAUUGACAAAUUUCGGCAAUACUUGGUGGGAUCAAAAAUCAUUGUUUAUACAGAUCACUCGGCCAUAAAAUACUUGCUAAACAAAAAAGAUGCCAAACCGAGAUUGAUCCGAUGGAUUUUGCUCCUCCAAGAAUUUGACCUUGAAAUAAAAGAUAAAAAGGGCGUAGAAAAUGUUGUCGCUGACCACUUGUCCCGACUUCGGGAGACCAAUAAGGAUGAGCUACCCUUGGAUGACUCAUUCCCAGAUGACCAACUAUUCUUAUUGGCACAAACUGACGCACCUUGGUAUGCAGAUUUUGUUAACUUUCUUGCAGCAGGAGUACUACCACCCGAGUUAAACUACCAACAAAAGAAGAAAUUCUUCAAUGAUCUCAAGCACUACUAUUGGGACGAGCCCUACCUCUUCCGAAGAGGCUCAGAUGGGAUUUUCAGGCGAUGCAUUCCUGAAAAUGAGGUAAGUAGUAUUCUAACUCAUUGUCACUCCUCUUCUUAUGGCGGCCACGCCAGUACACAAAAGACUUCUUUCAAAAUUCUUCAUUCUGGUUUCUGGUGGCCAUCACUUUUCAAAGAUGUACAUCUCUUUAUCUCUAAAUGUGACAAAUGUCAACGCACCGGUAGCAUUACAAAAAGAAAUGAAAUGCCUUUGAAUAACAUCCUUGAAGUGGAAAUAUUUGAUGUUUGGGGUAUUGACUUUAUGGGACCUUUCCCUUCCUCUUUUGGGAAUCAAUACAUAUUAGUAGCCGUUGACUAUGUGUCCAAAUGGGUUGAGGCCAUUGCUUCCCCCACUAAUGAUGCACAAGUAGUUAUAAAAAUGUUUAAGAAAGUCAUCUUCCCUAGAUUCGGAGUGCCACGAGUUGUGAUAAGCGAUGGAGGGUCUCACUUCAUUUCAAGACAUUUUGAAAAACUUUUGCAAAAACUUGGAGUGAGGCACAAAAUUGCGACACCCUAUCACCCCCAAACUAGCGGACAAGUGGAGGUCUCAAACAGACAAAUUAAAGCCAUCCUUGAAAAAACUGUUUCCACCUCUAGAACAGAUUGGUCAAAUAAGCUUGACGAUGCCCUUUGGGCCUAUCGAACGGCUUAUAAAACCCCCAUUGGGAUGACCCCUUUUAAACUUGUCUAUGGGAAAUCUUGUCACCUUCCUGUUGAGCUCGAGCAUAAGGCCUAUUGGGCAAUUAGAAACCUCAACUUAGAUCCCAAUUUAGCCGGUGACAAAAGAAAACUUCAAUUAAACGAGCUAGAAGAACUUAGGAUGGAUGCCUAUGAGAAUGCCCGCAUUUACAAAGAGAGAACUAAGACCUGGCAUGACAAGAAAAUCAUCAAAAGGCACUUCAAAAGUGGUGACCUUGUGCUGCUCUUUAACUCUAGGCUAAAGCUCUUUCCAGGUAAACUGCGAUCACGAUGGUCCGGUCCUUUCCAAGUUCGCACAGUCUACCCUUAUGGGGCGAUUGAAAUCUUUUCUGAAGAAACAGAAUCCUUCACGGUUAAUGGCCAACGGCUUAAAAUCUAUAAUACCGGAGAAGUAAAUGAAGUAGUGGCUGAUUUCACCCUUAGUGACCCACCUUAAGGAUUUUCAUCCUCACCUUCGUCAAGCUAGUGACGUUAAAAGAGCGCUUCGUGGGAGGCAACCCACCAAUUUAAUUGCUUUCUUUGUUUUCUGUUAUUUCUCUUUAUUUUGUAGGUAAGUGUCCGAGAUUGAUUAAGAAACGCAAGAAAAUCAAAGUUCCAAGAACCAGAAAGGUGGCACGGCCCGUGCUUGAUUUGGCACGGCCGUGCCAAGAAACACAACCACAUCUUCAAUAAAGUUGGCAGAAUGAUGGCACGGCCCGUGCUACAUCUGGCACGGCCGUGCCAACCUGAAGGCCUCCGGAGUUUAAAAUUUCGACAAAUUGUGAGCUUUCCGCACCCUUUCUCACUUUUUCCUUAUUUCUUUCGUUUCUAUCAUUUGAAUCAUUGAGGACAAUGCUUCUCCUAAGUGUGGGGGGAGCCUAAUAAAGUGUCUUUAGUCGUAGUGU
Molecule: messenger RNA, 4543 nt
Organism: Medicago truncatula (barrel medic)
Lineage: Eukaryota; Viridiplantae; Streptophyta; Magnoliopsida; Fabales; Fabaceae
Exons: 3
Coding region: 1-4095 (1364 amino acids)
Biological process (GO): DNA integration
Molecular function (GO): nucleic acid binding
Source: RefSeq, a predicted model, not a curated record